CGUAAAGGCAAGUGAAAACCGGGACCGUGGUGAAUCGGAGGAGUUUACGACUCUAACUCUUAAGUUUAUAUGUGAACAGUUGGUGCUGCAAGAAGACUACAUUCCUUCCGUUCUUAUGAGAUUUCAAUGUAACAGACAAUGGCGGGGAAACAGACAAUGGUUGGGAAGAGUGCCCGGGAUAAGCCUUACAAGUCGAGGAUCAAGGGUAGCAGAGAGGCACCAAGGCAGUACAGCCUACGCCGGAGACCCAGCAUCAGCUAUAAUGAGGCAGUCCUUUCUUGCAUGAAUGCAGUUUUGGAUGAUGAUACUGAACUGCAAAAAUAUGACCAACGCAACAAUACAUACACUUGUGAUGCAAGGGAAGUAACCCUGAAAAGUGGUUCUGUGGUUUCAUCAAUGAAAAAUGGAGUUUAUGAGGAUCCGACACUUCAAAACCAAAUAAACAUGUCUGAUGAUAAUUCAUCGUGGGAGUCGCAGUCGGACACAACAUCCAAGUCUGACACGACGUCGGAUGGUGUGUCUGAUGAUGAUGGAAUGUUGUUAAAAACAGGGCGGACCACUUUGACACACCUGAAAUCUGGCCAGGUAAAUAGACUAAUGAGUAUCUGUAAGAUUUGUGGGGCUGGAUUUUGUCGCAGGGGAGACCUGAUCACUCACAUGAACCUGGUUCACCAUCAACUAGUUCAAAACUAUAAAGAUCUGUGGAAUCAGAGGUUCACAAAGCCUCAUGAUACUCGUAUACCAUGCAUGCCACUGUUAAAAUGUGAAGAUAUUGUGACUACUUUACCCCGUCAGCAGAAAUGUGAAAACUUGCGUACUGCUGUACACACCAUGCCAAAACUUGAAUGUCAGCUAGAUUUCAUUCCUAAUUUGUCUAAACCUGUGCCAUAUCUUCCAAAGCAGAAAAGUGAAACACCUCGGAAUCCUGACGAGAAAUGUGAAACACUUCAAAAUCCUGUGCAGAAAUGUGAAGCCCCUCUCAGCCAAGUACCCAGCAUGCCAAUGCAGAAAUGUGAAACCUCUGAGGAUGGUUUUCAUGAUGUGUCUAAACUUAAAUCUGAAGAUGCUGCAAGUCAAGCUCCAAACAUACCACUGAUGAAAUGUGAAGCUCCACUAAAUCAUGUAAAGAAAAUAUUGCAAAAUUGUAACACUCUUGAAACGCAUGGACCAGAACUACUGCAGUCAAAAUGUGAAGUCUCCGAUAAUUCUACAGAACUGAAAUGUGAAGAUGUGAAGAAACUUGCGCCUAACCCACCACUGCCAAGAUGUGUAGCCUUCGACACAGGUGUGAAUGCCACUCAAACCUGUGCCAUACUGAGUGAAUCGAAUGUUCACAAAUGGAACAUUUAUAGUAAGGAAGUAACAACCACAAAUGGAGACCAAGGAGCUAUGAUUCUCUCCAGUUACCCUUCUGAUCAAAGCCUCAGGAAUGGGAACCUUUUACCACUGUCUGAUCCAAUCAGUCUAACCACCAGCCCUUUCUCUCCACAUGGCUCAUCCAGAAAGGUGCGUCAAUCUCGAAAGAAUGUUGAUGGAUUCGACAAAAACGGAAAUAUCGUCGCCUUUAACACCCCUUCCUCUUUAAAUCAUUUUCCUGAAUGUAAAACAGUGAGCGAUGGUAAUGGAAGUCAAAGUCAAGGUACUGCAAAGACAUUUAAUGGGGAGAAACCAGAUGACAAAGAAAACUUUUGUGGCCAUGAAAGCAACUCACAAAUUUGGGCGAACAUGUCUUUGGCUGGUAGGGUUAGCAAUUCAACAUCUUUCACUGGCAUCAGUAGUGUAAGUGAUGGGAGGGUCACUUUAUUGAGCAGAAGUUCAGAAAGUAUUGUGUCUAGCCUCGGUACUUCCGCAAGUAAAUAUGAUGACUACAUGGUGCUGCCGGGCAGACAGAAUGUUAAACUCUUGCAGCGUUUACAAAAAUGUCAUAUAUGCGGCAAGGGAUUCAGCAGAUUAAGUGACCUCACAUCACACAGCUCGACCCAUGACCCCGAAAGACAAAGGUCAACAAAUGUUUCCAAUCCAGUUUCAGCACGUCACCUGAAAGAGAAGUCUAGAUGUGGUAGAGGAAGACCAAGGAAAAUUAAUUCUCAAAGUUCUGAAAACUGCGACCUGAGGAAGAAAGUACCGCUUAGUGGAAGAGAGAGACAAAGAGGAAAAUAUCUUCAAACUGCUCAAAGGAAGAGAAAAGUUGAAUCUGAAGGCUCUUUGAAACAGAUAUUUCGAAGAGAAGGAUCGGGAAUGAAAGUGGACUUUGUGUCUCCGACAGAUCCUACUGGUAAUGAAAAGGUGUGUCCCAUUUGUAAGCGAGUCUUCAACACAAACGGCUCUCUGCAGGCCCACCUUCGUGUUCACACAGGGGAGAGGCCUUUCAAAUGUAAGGAGUGCAACAAGUCGUUUAGUCAGAAAGGUAACCUCAAGAUACACAUGUGGAUUCACACACAGGAGAGGCCGUACAAGUGUUCGACGUGCAGCUGUAGCUACAACCAGCUCAAUCUCCUCCUCUACCAUCAGUGGAAAAUGCAUGGCAUGGGACCUGGAAAGAAAAGCAGGAGGCAGAACUGCUCAAAGAACUGAAAAGGACCUUGCACAUAUAUAUGACUUAGAACCAAUGGCUGCUGUUUGACUUUUUUUUCACUUGUGUAUCUCCGGAAAAAUUAAUGGACUAAACUUACAAGUUUAAUCGGGGCCCCAGUAGGAUUUUCUUCUUGAAACCAGAGUAGGAAUGCUUGUUCGUGAUCGAGAUUUCAGUUUUUGGACUAUUUCAUUUGAUUAUGCUGAUUCGAGUUAAGGAUAUGACCCCGGGCGGCCUGUUUAUAUCACAUGUGAAUAUGCAUUUGAAUGAGACUAGAAGAUUCUGCAGACCACAUUGCAAUCUUUAACAGUUUUGGUAACAGCACAUGCAUGUAUUUAUGUUAAAAGCUUUCUAUUUUAAAACAUUAUUGGAAAGUACAUGUACUCCAAACAUGCAAAUUUCUCUAGCUUGUCAAAUCCUUUACCAGUUUGGACUAUAGGUCUCAAACUUUGUGCAUUAGUGUGUCACUGUGUUGGAGACAUACCUGGAAUUCUCUGUUACCUACAAUUGGCAAAUAUUGUAGGUUAGACAUGUUUUUGUUGGAAUAGCAGAGUUUUUGUGUGUUUUUUUUUAUUGAAAACAGGUCCCAUGGCCAUCAUACAGAAUCAUAGCCCAUAGUUCACCAUGUCAUUUUGUCUAAUGUAAAUCUCAUAGAUAAAGUCAUCUCCAAAUGUUAGAAAUAAUUUCAAGCAUUAGGAAUCGUAACCUUGAAGAAUGAAUAUGAAAAUUCCUCAUAAGAUAGGAGUGCAAUCCAAAGAACAUGUAAGGCAUUCAGAAAAUCCUGCAAUAAUUAUCUUCAGGAUAAAAUUGUACUGUUUACCAAUGAAUCUUACUGUAGUUAUCAGGUCCAGCACACUCUGCCACUUGAGCUAUAUAGUUGUAUCUACCGAUACUUUAAAGCUGUAUUGAGCUAUAUUUUCUAAGAUUUUGAUCAUAGUGAAAACAAAGCAAAAUUGCAUAAAACUACAGGUUUUAUGUUAACGAAAGCAUACGAUUUGAGGUGUAUUUUUAUUUUUCAUAAAAGUGUAAUAGGAAAGAAAAUAGUGUGUUUCCACCGGGGAUUGAACCCUUGAUCUCCAGGUUCCUAGUCGGACGCUCUACCACUGAGCUAAAGGGAAAUUCCCUCUAGCUCGAAGCUAGAAGGUGACCGUAAUCCUAUGUACAAUUCAAAUCUGCCACAAAAGUAAGAUUUUUGAUUUCUAUCAAAUGCGCCUCAUUUUCUUUAAGAAAGAAAUUUAUGUAAAAAUAGCUAAAAAAACAUCUUUAAAAAUGAUUGUAUAAUCAGCUUUGAUAGGUCUUGACAGCUAUAUAGCUCAAUCAGCAAAGUGUACUUGACCUGGUAAUAAACCUGUUUUCAAGUCAUGUGAAAAAAGGUUAUGUAAUUUUUGAUGCGCGGAGCCAGAACUCGGUUUUUGGCUGGAAUUCCUUGGCUGAUAUCCAUUGAUCAAAUUGAUACCAUGAAAAAAGGAAUGGGUUCCAAACAUUUUAAGGGCAUUUCACAUUAUAUCAUAUGUGGCAUCAUUAUUUCAUAUUCAACGUCAUGUUGUUCACCAUUGAAGUUCGGUUCAGCAAAUGAACAUUGAUACAGGAUAAGGACCAUAAUCGUUACUCCAGGUGUUACGCUCACUUUUGCUCUCUGCACCCCUGCAAUAUGUCGAAGCAAAAUCA
Mizuhopecten yessoensis (Yesso scallop) is the source of this 4240-nucleotide messenger RNA. RefSeq lists its product as uncharacterized. NCBI's taxonomy places the organism in Eukaryota, Metazoa, Mollusca, Bivalvia, Pectinida, Pectinidae. Gene Ontology annotation, biological process: regulation of transcription by RNA polymerase II. The coding region runs from base 139 to 2574 and encodes 811 amino acids. The transcript is spliced from 2 exons. Gene Ontology annotation, molecular function: DNA-binding transcription factor activity; RNA polymerase II cis-regulatory region sequence-specific DNA binding. The record is from RefSeq and is a predicted model, not a curated record.